CUGCGAUGUGGAGUCUGCCAUCUACAGACCGAACGAACAAAUUCGUCUCUAUUUCCGUCACCGUCCGCCACCUUCCCACGAUCUCCCACCACCGAUUACCGACGGCUUGAAAAUGGAGCCAGAUGUGAGCAUCGAGACGAGCUGCAUGAUCCGUGUGGCGGUUCUCCCAAUCGGCUCAAUUCCGAUCCCGCUCUUCCGUGAUUACACCUCCAUGCUCGUCCGCCACCGCACCAUUUCGCUCUCCUCAAUCAGCUCCUUCUACACGGAGCACCAGAAGUCUCCGUUCUCCCACCAGCCUUGGGAUUCCGGGAGCCUCCAGUUCAAGUUCAUGCUCGGCGGAUCGCCCGCUAGCCCUUGGGAGGACUUCCAGUCCAAUCGUAAGAUCCUCGCUGUCCUUGGCAUUUGCCACUGCCCUUCAUCCCCUGAUCUCCACUCCGUCGCGGAGCAGUUUACCUCUUCCUGCAGGGGUUACUCGUCUUCCCUUGUUCAACGCUGCUUCGCCUUUUGCCCUGGAGAUUCCCAGCUAGAGGAGGAGAGUUAUAAAGGGAGCAAUAUAGUUUUGUUUCCACCUGCGGAUAGACAGACUCAAGAGUUCCACUUGCAAACUAUGAUGCAAGAUAUUGCAGCUUCACUGUUGAUGGAAUUUGAAAAAUGGGUUCUUCAAGCAGAGUCCGGUGGAACUAUUCUGAAGACUCCUUUAGAUUCUCAAGCUAGUCUCAGUUCAGAGGAGGUUAUCAAGGCAAAGAAACGAAGACUUGGAAGGGCACAAAAAACUAUUGGAGAUUACUGUUUGUUGGCUGGAUCACCUGUUGAUGCCAAUGCACAUUAUUCCACUGCACUAGAACUCGCUAGGUUGACCGGAGACUUCUUCUGGUAUGCUGGUGCAAUGGAGGGGAGUGUAUGUGCAUUGCUGAUAGAUCGUAUGGGACAGAGAGAUCCAGUUCUGGAGGAGGAGGUUAAAUAUCGUUACAAUAGUGUCAUUUUGCAUUACCGAAAAUCAUUCAUACAAGACAAUGCUCAGAGAGUUUCACCUCUAAGCUUUGAGCUAGAGGCUACACUGAAAUUAGCAAGAUAUUUAUGCAGGUGGGACCUUGCUAAGGAAGUGGUUGAGUUGUUGACAGUGGCUGCAGAUGGAGCAAAAUCUUUGAUUGAUGCUAGUGACAGAUUGAUUUUAUACAUUGAGAUAGCUCGACUAUUUGGUAAACUUGGUUAUCAAAGAAAGGCUGCCUUCUUCUCUAGGCAGGUUGCUCAGCUUUACUUGCAACAAGAGAAUAGAUUGGCUGCUACUAGUGCCACACAAGUAUUAGCAAUGACCACGAAAGCGUAUCGUGUUCAAAGCAGAGCUUCUAGUCAACAUCAACAUGCAAUUUGCCAGGCUUCUGGACCUAGUCAUGUUGAUGGAGGGAAAAUGCAUCACAACUGGAUAGUCUCACUCUUUGAGUCUCAAUGGAGUACACUUCAAAUGGUUGUGCUGAGGGAAAUACUUUUAUCUUCUGUCCGUGCGGGAGAUCCUCUUGCUGCCUGGAGUGCAGCUGCACGCCUUCUCAGAUCUUAUUAUCCAUUAAUUACCCCAGCCGGGCAAAAUGGCUUGGCAAGUGCCCUUUCAAAUUCAUCUGAGAGGCUUCCUUCUGGAACUCGUUGUGCUGAUCCUGCCCUGCCUUUCAUAAGGUUGCAUUCAUUUCCACUUAAUUCCUCACAACAGGACAUAGUAAAGCGCAAUCCUUCUAAAGAAGCUUGGUGGGCUGGAUCUGCUCCAUCGGGACCUUUUAUUUACACUCCAUUCAGCAAAGGGGAGUCAACUCAAAAUAAACAGGAGUUGAUUUGGGUUGCCGGGGAACCUGUGCAAGUCCUGGUGGAGUUAGCAAAUCCUUGCGGUUUUGACUUGAUAGUUGACAGUAUAUAUUUAUCAGCACAUUCUGAAAAUUUUGAUGCUUUCCCUGUUAGUGUUAAUCUUCCUCCUAAUUCAGCUAAGGUUAUUACAUUAUCUGGAAUUCCUACUAAAGUGGGACCUGUGACAAUUCCCGGAUGCAUUGUUCAUUGUUUUGGUGUUAUCACUGAACAUUUCUUUAAGGAAGUUGAUAAUCUGCUCCUUGGAGCUGCACAAGGACUUGUAUUGUCUGAUCCUUUCCGUUGCUGUGGUUCACCUAAGUUAAAGAAUAUAUCAGUUCCAAACAUUUCUGUGGUUACCCCACUGCCAUUGCUGGUGUCACGUGUUGCUGGAACUGAUGGUGCUAUUAUCCUAUAUGAAGGCGAGAUUCGUGAAGUGCAGAUUACUUUGGCAAAUGCAGGCACAGUUCCAGUUGAGCAGGCCCACAUUUCAUUAGCAGGAAAGAACCAAGAUUCAGUUAUAUCAAUUGCGUAUGAAACCAUGAAGUCUAGCCUUCCCCUUAAGCCUGGUGCAGAGGUGACAAUAUCUGUCACUUUAAAAGCUUGGCAGCUUGGUAUUACAGAUCCUGAUGCUGCUCCCAACAAGAGUAUUUCUCCAAACACUUGGAGACAUGUCAAGGAUGGAGGCAGCCCCAUGCUGCUGAUCCACUAUGCAGGCCCAUUGACUACACCUGGGAAGUCACCAGUUGAUGAGUCUAUUCCUCCUGGAAGGCGGUUGAGUAUUCCCUUGAAUAUCUGUGUUUCACCAUGCUUGUCUUUCGUGAAGGCUCGUUUGCUUUCAAUGGAGAUUCCUGCUUAUGUUGGUGAAGAUCAUUCAAAGCUUAAAAAAGAAAAUGGUUCUAUUGAAGAAGCCACCUGUACUGAAAGACAGGCCGAUAAGUUCAUGAAAAUUGACCCUUACAGAGGAAGUUGGGGGUUGCGUUUUCUCGAGCUGGAGUUGUCUAAUCCAACAGAUGUUGUCUUUGAGAUUGGAGUGUCUUUUCAGCUUGAGAGCUCUUCCAAUGAGGGUAGUCCCGAAUACAAGUAUCCUAGAACUAGGAUUGAUAGGGAUUGCACAACGAGAGUGCUAAUACCUCUGGAACACUUCAAAUUACCUGUUCUUGAUGGUUCCUUCCUGAUUAGGGACUCCAUGGUGAAUGGGACAACCAACAAAAAUUCAAGCUUCUCUGAGAAAAACAGCAAAGCUGAACUUAAUGCUUGCAUCAAGAAUUUAAUUUCUCGGAUUAAAGUCAGGUGGCAAUCUGGACGGAAUAGUUCCGGGGAACUAAAUAUUGAGGAUGCAAUAAAGACUGCUUUGCAAUCAUCGGUGAUGGAUGUACUGCUACCUGAUCCACUAACCUUUGGAUUUGCCCUCACUGAAACUGGUUUGUCAGAGGAAUCAGGCAUGAAAGAUCAUUGUCCUCCAUCUAAAGGGCCUAUUAUUGCACAUAACAUGACUCCAUUUGAAGUGCUUGUACGCAAUAAUACAAAAGAAACUAUUAGACUAAGUCUUAACAUCACAUGUCGAGACGUAGCUGGAGAGAACUGUGUGGAGGGUGAUAAAGCAACUGUGCUAUGGACAGGUGUUUUGAAUGGCAUUGGCAUGGAGGUACCCCCUCUUCAGGAAAUCAAGCAUUCGUUCUCCUUAUAUUUCCUGGUUCCAGGUGAGUACACACUGUUACCUGCUGCUACAAUUGAUGACGCUAAUGAAAUUCUAAGAGCUCGAGCUCGAGCGAACUCAAAGGAUGAGCCCAUCUUUUGUCGCGGGCCCCCUUUCCACGUUCGAGUGAGCGGCACUCUGUGACAGCUCUCAGUGUCGUUCCUUGAAUCCAUGUACCAUUAUGUUAUGGAGUUGACUCUUGAUAUACCUCCCCAAUUGGACAUGAUUUUGAUGAUUUGUACUGCAUUAAUGGAAACCUUAUGUAGCUUUUGUGCAUACUAACAACCCAUAUUGCUGUUUCUCCC
Molecule: messenger RNA, 3831 nt
Organism: Cuscuta campestris
Lineage: Eukaryota; Viridiplantae; Streptophyta; Magnoliopsida; Solanales; Convolvulaceae
Source: the annotation of a GenBank genome assembly